Molecule: messenger RNA, 8550 nt
Organism: Mercenaria mercenaria
Lineage: Eukaryota; Metazoa; Mollusca; Bivalvia; Venerida; Veneridae
Product: jmjC domain-containing protein D-like
Exons: 4
Coding region: 34-1740 (568 amino acids)
Molecular function (GO): 2-oxoglutarate-dependent dioxygenase activity
Source: RefSeq, a predicted model, not a curated record
UGUGCAUAGUUACUGCCCUUUAAUAAAGUACAAAUGGCGCAAGACACGUCAGAAUUUAAACUCGCUGUCAAAUUAUUUCUUGUUAUUUUCAUUCAGUUCCAGGCGGCAAGGAAAUGUCAUGUAUUUGGAAACCAAGAUUUAUCAAAGGAAUAUGUAUUUUCACCUCAUGUCAUCAUGCAAGUCCUCGAACAAUCUAGUUUUGUUGGCAUUUCCAAGUCGGCACUUGAAGAAUUGUUUGAUGUUUACACUGGAAUUCAGAAGGCUUUCGCCGAGGAGGAAAGAGUUGUCAUUGGGCUGAUUGAUGUCGAAAACUUUGUCUGGCCAUCUGGAAACCCAUUAAAAACUGAUGAAGUGAGUGAGAUAACAAAUGAUAUUCUAUUAUUUCCGAGGAGGGAAAAUGAUAGGACAUGUUUGUCUACUGUAGGCUUAUCGAAGAAGGAUCCAGUUGCAGAAAGUUACACAGGUAUUAAAACAAUAGACAUACUUGUAGAGUUUAUCAAUCAAAAAUGCGAUACAUAUCGGACAAAAAGUGGAUACUUAUCCAUUGAAGGUUUGCAUCGGCAAGAAAUUCUAAAGUCCUUAUUUCAUGUACAGAACAUUUCAGACGUUGAUAUGGAACAUUUACUAACAGAAUCAAAAGGGUCAUACUGUUCCAAAGAAGCUUGCAAGAAAGAUAACGAAAAAAGCUCAAUCAGAAAUCAGAAAUCAAAAGAUGAAUUAGAAUCUAAAAUUGCAGUUCAACAUCACAGUGGACUUGAUUUUAAAGAUGAAGAGUUCAAAAUUCAGAGGUGUGAGCAGAAACCUUUACCAUCCAAAGAAGAAUUUUUUAAUAAAUAUUUAAAAUUAUCAAAGCCUGUAAUAUUCAAAAAUGCAAUAUAUCACUGGCCAGCUAUGAAGAAAUGGACAAAUGAAUAUUUUAAGACAAAUUAUGGUGACAGAUCUGUGCAUAUUAAAUUAACACCUCUCGGAGAAUUUGAAGGGGUAGAUUUAGCAUCAAAUUUUGAAAAUUAUAAUAUUUUCACAAUUCCAAAUUAUGUGAAGACACAGUUGUUAUUUCCAGACUUAGUAGUUGUUCGUCCUGCAACGAAAAAUAUGAACUUUUCAUCAUUUCUUGAUGUUGUUGAAUCUGUUGCAAAUGGAAGUAGAAGUGGAUUUUCAGCUUAUUUGGAAUAUUCAUCCAUUGCUGAGAUCAUGCCAGAGUUGGAGGGAGAUGUCAUAGAAAUGCCUUUCAUCCAGAAAAUGUUGCAGUUAAAACAUCUCAACAUCUGGCUUAGUGAUGGAAACACACUGGGAAAGUUGCAUUUUGAUCCAUUUGACAAUUUUCUUUGUCAGCUCAGUGGAAGGAAACAAGUGAUGUUGUUUGAUCCUCAUGAUAACCGGAGACAGUAUGAAGCUCACAUCCCAGAGGCAGUUCUUGCAUACAAUGAGACCACCAAGAUGUUCACUAAAAAACAACUGGUUGACACCACGUCUAUGGUCAUGUCACCUGUAGAUAUAACUAGACCAGACCUUGAGAGAUUUCCCCUGUUUUCAAGUGUUCACCCACUGAACUGCACAAUAGAUGAGGGAGAUGUUUUAUUUAUGCCAGCAUUUUGGUGGCACGAGGUUCAGUCCUAUCCAAAUAAAGAACAGGGCAGGAACCUGGCUGUUAAUUUCUGGUAUGAACCAUUUCUUCAGAAGGAAUUUCCAUGUCAAGAAUGUCGACUAGAUGUUAAUCCAAAAUACAGACAUCUUUUGUAGCUCACUAUUGGUUUCGUAUUCUUAAAUAUACAUUAUGCUCAUCUUUCUGUAAAAUGCAUUUGUGUUAGAUAUAACAUUAAAUGUAGUAAAUCUUCAUCUAAUAUCAGGGCUUGACAAAUCCACUUGUCCGCCUGUAAAUAUCAAGUAGAAAUUGGUUCUAGGUGUGUGGAAUUUGCUGUACACAAAUACUUGUAUGAAGGACGAGUGCAAUUUUUGACCAACAAUAUAGCAGAUGGAAUUAAAACGGCACAGUGCAGAAGCCAGAUAGCUAAAAAUGGUCAUAGUUUUAGUUGUUGUUUGCAACUCUAAAAUCUGUCCCACUGUGUAACCGUACUGCAUUAUGAACGCAUUAGUUAUCUUGAUAGACCAGAACAAGGUUACAGCAUGUACUGUUUUUAGCAGACUGAAAUAGACACUGAUAAAAUCAGUUGUAGGAGUAUGAGUACAAAUUCUAUCAGGAAGAGUGAACAUUCUAGGUUCUUGGCCUGCAGUACAAGUUGCUUUCAAAGAAUUUGUCAUGCCCUGAAAUAUAUUUGACUUGAAUAGAUAUACAGUAUAAACUAGCUGUUUAUUUAGAGUUGUUUUUGCUAUCAAAUGUAGUAAGUAAUUUGUAAACAAAACUGCCGGUUUUUUUCAGUUUUAGUAAAAAUUCAUACCGUAACUACAUUUAUUAACCCUUAACCAUGCAGCCUAAUCAUGCUCUGCACUGUUAGCUAUUCAGGCAGUAUCUUUUAGGUUAGCCCCCUUUUAACAGUUAAUGGUAUUGUCCAAAUGGAAAGAUUGACUAGUUCAUUAUAGAAAUUUGGCAGGAUAAGGGUUAAGCUAAGAAACAAUACAAACAUGUUUAUAGCAUUGGGUACUGUGUAGUAAUUGUUCUUUUUUUUUUCUAACAUGAAAUUCAGACAUAAUAUAACUUUUCAAUAUUUGUCUUAUCAUUUACUGUACUUCCUGCAUAUUUUAUUCAACAUUUUACACAGCUGUUCAUUUGACAAAAGUGUAAUCAAUACUCUAUUGGGUUUUACAUAUUGUAAUGUACAUGUAGUUUGUUUUAAAACUUGUCUCUAGUUUUGAUGUUGUUACAACUUUUUUAAUGGAGCUUUCUUGCGCAAUUUUGGAAAGUUCUUCACACAGCCACACAUAAGUUUUUCAAGUGUUAUUGUUUUCAUGAGCAGUGGUUUUAAAUAAUUUUGUCUGUCAUUUAUGCAUGAAAGAAUUCACCUUCAUUGUUAAUAUCUUGUCUGUAAAGCUGGUCGACUUAAUUAUUAAAUUUUCAUUCACAAAUACAGGAUUGGGAGAUUUCUUUAGAUCAGAUUGUAAAAAGUUGUGAUGGUCUUAAUAGUUAGUUUGAUGGAUUUACAGCAUUUUUCAACAGUAUUUCAGUGCCUUGGUAGCCAAAUGGUAUAAAGAUUGCUUUCUGGCCUUGUCAUAUCAAACAUGUGGAAAAUGGUACCAGUAGCUCUCUUGCAUGUAGCUUCCUUGUCAGUCAGUCAUCUCAAGGGAGAAUGGCUUCACUUUCUUGACAAUAGAUGUCAUCAGGAAUGAGGUGUCUUAUAUGUCAAAUAUAAGCUGUAAAACUUUUUCACAAUCAAUCUACAAUAAAUUAGUAUCCUAGACUCACCCUAUUUUGACGCACAUAACAGGCAAUAUGGCUGUGCUGUAACAUUCAGUAAGAUACAUGACUGUAUAUGAUGGCGCAUAUGCAGUUACCGUUUAUGCAUUGAAGCUAUGGAACAGCAUUUAGUAUACCUGACCUGUGUUCUUGCUUUUUGUAUCAGUACUUACUUGUUCUUGGGACAUUGCAGACAACUUUCCCAUAUAUGGAUUCUAGGUGGAUGAUGAAUUUCAGACACAUUCUCCGAAGUCCUAAAACAUAUGAAACAUAUAUGACUCAGUCAGAUGGGGAUCAGACUUGCAAACUGUCAAGUCAUAGUCUAGUGCUUUAUUUACUGCUGUAACUAGGUGGUCUUGCUCUGCAUAUUCAGAUGUCUGUAGAAAUGGUCUUAAUAAUGAGGUGUCUAUUGAGGUUGUCUUAAUGGAAAGGUGUCUUUAUUUAGGGAUGUUCUUUAAAGUGAGAUGUUUUUGUUCAUAAUAGUGAGAUAUCUGUAGAGAUGGUCUUCCUAGUGAGGUGUCUUUAGAGAUGGUCUUAUUAGUGAGCUGUCUUUAGAGAGUGUCUUUAUGUUGAGGUGUCUUUAUUAAGAGAUGUUCUUAAUAGUGAGGUGUGUUUAUAGAUGAUCUCCCUAGAGAGGUGUCUUUAUGUAGAGAUUUCUUGACUGGGUGUCUUUUCAGAUUGUCUUCCUGGUGACUUGUCAUUAAAGAUGGACUUGGUAGUAAGGUGUCUUUAGAGAUGUUCUUAAUAUUGAGGCCUUUUUAUCUAGAGAUGUUCUGAAUAGUGGGGCCUCUUUAUCUAGAAAUAAUGAAGUGUUUUUAGAGAUGGUCUUCCUAAUGACUUUUCAUUAGAGAAGGUCUCAAUAGUGAGAGGUGGACUUGACAGUGAGUUGUCUCUCUCUAAAGAUAUACUUUAUAGUGAGGUAACUCUAGAGGUGUUCUGAAUAUUGAGGAGUCUUCAGAGAUGAUCUUCUUAGUUAUUUAUCUUUAGAAAUGUUCUUAAAAGUGAGAUGUUUUUAUUUUGAGAUGUUCUUACGAGGGCUCAACGCGAAACUAGUCUAUCUGCUUCUAUUUCUAUAUGCACUUAGACUAGUUUCGCGUUGAGCCCUCGUUAUGGCCUUCCUAGUGAAUUGUCAUUAGAGAUAGUGUUACGAGUGAGGGGUCUCUAUCUAGACAUGGUAUUAAUAGCAAGCUGUCUUUUUCUCGAGAUUGGUUUAGUGUGUGGUUUUGCUGUUGUAGAUACUACAACUUUCAUUGACUCAAUUAUUUUUGCUCAUUUCUCAAUCAAACUGUAUUUUCAAAAUUAAAAAAUGUAUUAUUUAUCUGUUUUAUAUGUUUUUUUCUGAUUACAUUCCAGGAUGCAUGUAACUUUAGGCCUGUGAUUUUUUUUUAACUGGUAAUAAAUUAAGAAUUUUGGCUGUAAAAAUCUGUUUCUGCAUCUAUUAGAACAAUAUACGUUAAGCCUAGAUAAGCAUAAUUUCAGGCUUCUAACAUGUCCAUGAAUACCAAGCUGACAGGCCUAGGUUUUGGCCUGAAAUCUCUGAAAUAUAGCUUUUUGUAUGCUCAUUUUUUAAAAAGCAGGACAUAUUAUGGAAUGGCAUUCUCUAUCUGUUUGUCAACAUUUGCUUGUUUCAGACUCUUAAGUCAGAAAGUGAAACAGCUUUCAAACUUUACAGGAUGAGUAAGCACCACUUGCAGCGGAUUGUUUUUAGGGUCAGUAGGUUAGAGGUCAAGGUCACAGUGACCUAGAGACUGGAAAUGGGUUCUGGACUCUUAUAUCAUAAAGUAUAAGUCAGCUACAGCUUUUAAACUUAAUGCAAUAAGUAUCUGUAAUGAUUUUUUGGUCACUGGCUCAAAGGUCGAGGUUACAGCACCUUCUUGAAUUUUUCAUAUAUUUUUUUUGUCAGUUAAGUCAGAAAGUAUAAUAGCUUCAGCUUUCAAACUUUAUGGGAUGACUUAGCACCACUUGAGGAGAAUCACUUUCAUUUCUGGGGUCAGUAGGUCAAAGUCAGCAUUGUAGGAACUGAAUGACUAAAUAUGGUUUCCAGACUUGAAAGGAUCUUAACCAAUUUUUGGUCAGUGGUUAAAAACUCAAGGUCACAGGGACUUUAACUAAGCACCCCUUGAGGAGGAUUCAGAUUGUUUCUGGGGUCAGUAGGUCAAAGGUCAAUGUCACAGUAGCCUGGAGACUGAAAAUGUUUUCCAGACUGUAGAUCAAAAAGUAUUACACUUACAGUGUUCUAACUUUACACAAGGACUUUAUGCCACUAGAAAAAAGUCCUGUUUGAUUUUAACUAUAAAAAAAAAAACAAGGGAAAAUAUCAAACAGGGAAAGCCAUGUUCCAAAAAUGCAGAAAUCACAGCACACUACCCAAACACACACUCACACACAAAGCAAACACACGAGGACAAAACGAACAACAGUGGGGCACCGUCUUGCUUGGAACAGUCAGUGGCAAAAACUCCACUGGGGAGCUUAAACCAGUUUAUGGUGCACACCCAACUUCAUUCAUACAACCACUUACUCCCAUCCCUCUCCCUCUUUAGCCCACCAUCAUCAGAUGGUGGGCUAUUAAAAUCACUCUGCGUCCGUGGUCCGUCCGUUAACAAUUUCUCGUUAUCACAUCUCCUCAGAAACUACUGGGGGGAUUUUGACCAAACUUUGUCAGAAUGAUGUAUUGGUACCCUAGUUGUGUUCCCCUGAAAAUCAGACUGGUUCAACAAUUUAUGAGUGAGUUAUGGCCCUUUGUUUAUUUCUAUAAUUUAUAUAGAUUUAUAUAGGGAAAAACUUUGAAAACCUUCUUGUCCAAAACCACAGAGCCUAGGGCUUUGAUAUUUGGUAUGGAGCAUCAUCUAGUGGUCUUCAACUAAGAUUAUUCAAAUUAUUUCCCUGGGGUUAAAUAUGGCCCCGCCCUGGGGGUCACAUGGUUUAUAAUGACUUAUAUAGGGAAAAACUUUGAAUAACCUCUUGUCCAAAACCACAGGGCCUAGGGCUUUGAUAUUUUGUAUGUGACAUCAUCUAGUGGUCUUCAACUAAGAUUAUUCAAAUUAUACCCCUAGGGUCAACUAUGGCCCCGCCCUGGGGGUCAUAUGGUUUACAUAGACUUAUAUAGGGAAAAUCCUCUUGUCCAAACCACAAAGCCUAGGGCUUUGAUACUUGUAAUGUAGCAUCAUCUAGUGGUUCUCUACCAAGUUUGUUCAAAUUAUCCUCCUAGGGUUAAAUAUGGCCCCGCCCCGGGGGUCACAUGGUUCAUAUAGACUUAUACAGGGAAAAGCUUUUAAAAUGUUCUUGUCAGUAACUACAACAUUCAAACUUGGACCACAUGUAUAUUUUUGAGUGGCAAGAUGAACCUUGACAUGAGUUGACCUUGAUUUUGACCUAGUGACCUACUUUCACAUUUCUGUAGCUGCAGCCUUCAAAUUUGGACCACAUGCAUAAUUUUGUGCACUGGAAAAAACUUUGACCUUUAUUUUGACCUAGUGACCUUCUUUCACAUUUUUGAAGGUACAGGCUUCAAAUUUGGACUACAUGCAUAGUUUUGUGUACCGAAAAAAACUUUGACCAAAAAAUUUUGACCAUAUGCAUAGUUUCGUGUUUCAAAAUGAAAUUUGACAUUGAUUUUGACCUAGUGACCUACUUUCACAUUUCUCAAGCUACAGCCUUCAAAUUUGGACUACAUGCAUAGUUUUGUGUACCCAAAAAAACUUUGACCUUGACAUUGACCUAGUGACCUACUUCCACAUUUUUGAAUGUACAGGCUUCAGAUUUGGACCACAUGCAUAGUAUUGUAUUCUGAAAUAAAAUUUGACCUCGAUUUUGACCUAGUGACCUACUUUUACAUUUCUCAAGCUACAGCCUUCAAAUUUGGACCACUUGCAUAGUUUUGUGUACUGAAAUGACCUUUGACCUUUACAUUGACCUAGUGACCUACUUUCACAUUUUUGAGGUACAGGCUUCAAAUUUGGACCACAUGCAUAGUUUUGUAUUCCGAAAUAAAAUUUGACCUUGAUUUUGACCUAGUGACCUACUUUUACAUUUCUCAAGCUACAGCCUUCAAAUUUGGACCACAUGCAUAGUUUUGUGUACCGAAACAAACUUUGACCUUUACAUUGACCUAGUGACCUACUUUCACAUUUUUGAAGGUACAGGCUUCAAAUUUCGACCACAUGCAUAGUUUUGUAUUCCGAAGUAAAAUUUGACCUGGAUUUUGACCUAGUGACCUACUUUUACAUUUCUCAAGCUACAGUCUUCAAAUUUGGACCACUUGCAUAGUUUUAUGUACCGAAAUGAACUUUGACCUUAAGAUUGACCUAGUGACCUACUUUCACUUUUCUGUAGCUACAGGCUUCAAAUUUUAACCACAUGCAUAGUUUUGUGUACCGAAACAAACUUUGACCUUGACAUUGACCUAGUGACCUACUUUCACAUUUUUGAAUGUACAGGCUUCAAAUUUGGACCACAUGCAUAGAUUUGUGUUGUGUACGGAAAUGAAAUUUGACCUUGAGCUAGUCAAUAAGUCUUGAAAUUUGGAACACUCAAAAAUGGCACAUUGGUGGGCGCCAAGAUCACUCUGUGAUCUCUUGUUUUACUUUCAGUUUAGUAUUGCAUCUUACUAUCUACAUCCUGCAGCCCCCAACAUACUCCCUCCUCUCUAUCUGCCCCUGUACCUUUUAAAUAACCUCCCAUAACUACCCCAUUCUCUAUGCCUGUUUAUCUUUUCUUAGUUCAGUUACUUGUUUCUAUGUAUCCACUUCCCAUGCCAUUCCUCCCACCCCAACCCAACAAACAAACACCUUGAAAGUAAUUGCUGAAGCCCAUUUUUACUAUUCUGUCUAAUUUUGCUUGCAAACAGGCAGAUUCUGCCCAGUUAGGUAGAGCUUUUGUUCAAUAUACAGUCAGACCUGAUUGUAGUGGUCACACUUGGAGUGCUAGAAAGUAGCCUUAAUUUGCAGGCAGUCUUUGUUUACAGGUUGAAAUACACUGUUUUGUACACUAAAAAUGAAACUGGUGCCUGUAGAGCCAGAUGAUCAGAGUUUAUUAGCACAGACAAGUUUUGAAAAAAUCACAGGCGUUUAGUUACAUGUAUGAUGUUUCUUUGCCAAUUUUGUAAUGUUUUAGAAUAUUGUUUCUUUUUAAGUGUUUUAGCUUGAUAUGUUGGUUUCAUGUUGUGUCUUUUGGCAUAAAUGAUGUAAAAACAUUGACAA